ACUCAAGUGAUUUUCGAGUUAUGGGUAAAAAUUACCCAUAAUAAUCACUCGAAUUUAAGUUAAUCACUCAAAAAGAGAUUAAAUUAAUUUCGAUUGACAAUCAAGUUUCAAUUUGAAAAGUUUUCAAACUCACACGAAAAAAGAAUAACAAAAAAUAACAAAAGAUGGAGCCAAAGUCGUUCGGGUCUAAAUGUAGACAGAAAUUAAAAUCAUUGACAUUUUUGUGUAAACACUAAACUAAACAUGUAAUUGAUUUGACAAUUUUCGAUUAAAUUAAAUGAUAGUUUUGAUAUUUAUCCAAUUUAGUGGAUAGUCUUUAUUUUACAAGUGAUUAAUUGUUAUCCUACUUUAAUCUAAUCCAAAGGGAUUCCAAAUCAUCUUCAAGUAAGAAACAUGAGUGAACAACAGAUGCAAAAAGAUUUAACACAAAUUUUUAAUUCAUCAGAAAUGGUGGUUAUCAAAUUUGUUGAAAAAUACAUGGAUAUUAUUCAAAAUGAAAAUAUGCUGGACUCUGACAGAGAGGGAUUGAUGAAAAUGAAGAAAGCUCUGAAAGCGAUUCAUAACAGUGGUAAUUCUCACUGUGAUAAUGAAGUUUACCUUUCUAAGGUAUUGGAUAAGUUGGGUGAAAAUGCCGAGUUUAAAGACAAUGAAUUUGAGAUUGGAGCUGCAUUCAAAAAAUUCGCCAUUGUUACCAAAGAAUUGUCAAAUUUGUUGGGAACUUUGAUGCAAAGUAUGAAAAAUAUUGUCAUGUUUCCUUUGGAAAAUAUUCUUAAAGGGGAUUUGAAAGGAGCUAAAGGAGAUCUAAAGAAGCCUUUUGAUAAGGCUUAUCGAGAUUAUGAAUCAAAAUUGGCCAAAAUUGAAAAAGAGAAAAAAUCUCAAGCUAAAGAAUCUGGACAUUUUAAAAGUGACAGUUCACAUGUAGAUGAAGAAUGUGACAAAGAGAGAAAACUUUUACAACUCACUUUAUGCGAGUAUUUAAUCAAAGUGAAUGAAAUUAAGACCAAAACAAGUGUUGAAUUGUUAUCCCACCUAAUCGACUAUUAUCAUGCUCAAACGAGCUACUUCCAGGAUGGCCUUAAGACUAUCGAACAUUUUAAUUACUACAUCGCUGAGCUUUCCAGUAAUUUACAAACAAUUAAACAACGACGAGACGAAGAGAGAAAAAGUCUAAUUGAACUUCGAACUCUUCUACGAUCAACUUCUCCUUCUAUUGAUGGACAACAAUCAAAGGAUCUAAACAACAUUACCUUUAACCAAUUAAGUCAUUCGGGUACAUCAACUGUUGAUCGUCGUGAAAGUCGAGGCGGUUAUACUCUCCAUCAAAUUCAAGGGAACAAAAAUUAUGGUGUCUACAAGCUUGGUUACCUUUUGAAAAAAUCUGAAGGUAAAAUGAAAGUUAAAGUUUGGUUUAAACGACGGUGUGAAGUUAAAGAUGGUUAUCUUUAUGUCCAUCAUUCCGAUGAAUCGAAAGCACCAACCAAAGUGAACCUUUUAACCUGUCAGGUUAAACCCGUUCCCGAUGAGAAGAAAUUUUUUGAUCUAGUUUCUUGUGAUCGUACCUAUCGAUUUCAAGCGGAAGACGAAAAUGAAUGUGAGGCCUGGAUCUCGGUUUUAUUGAACAGCAAAGAGAAUGCUUUGAAAAAGGAAUUCGAUUCUGCUCCCGUCUCACUGGACAGUUCAUCUCUUAUGGGAGGAUCUUACCGAUCGGGUAAUCAUGCUUCUCAAUCGUUAAUUGAAUUGAGACAAAGUGUAAUAAAUCAAGUUCUCAAACUUCCUGGCAAUGAAAAGUGUGUCGAUUGUGCAUCUACCAAAGAUCCAACCUGGUUAUCUACCAAUUUUGGUGUUGUCCUUUGUAUUGAAUGUUCCGGAAUCCAUCGUGAUCUAGGUGUCCAUAUUUCUAGAGUUCAAUCAUUGACCCUUGAUAAUAUUGGAACCUCUCAGCUUUUACUUGCUCGAGUCAUGUCCAAUGCUGGUUUCAAUGAUAUAAUGGAAGCCAUUUUAGAUCCAACUAGAAAACUACAACCAACCAGUUCAAUGGAUGAACGAUUUGAUUUUAUACGAACCAAAUAUGUUGAUAAAAAGUUUGCCCUUCGUUCCUGUAGUGGUGAUGUUAACGAUCUUAAAAAUGAUCUUGAACAAGCAAUUUUAUCUCGAAACAUUUACCAAGUGUUACAAGUAUUCGUUGAAGGUGGUAACCUUAACUGGACCUUGCCCAGUUUCACCGGUAAUAGUGAAGCGAGUCUUCAUAUUGCCAUUUCUCGAGAAGAUGGUACAUCCCUUCACAUAAUUGACUUUUUGGCACAAAAUAAUGCCGAUCUAAAUAUUAAAAAUCGACAAGGUAACACACCUUUACACUAUUGUGUCCUUCAUAACCAAAGUGAAUGUAUGAAAAUAUUACUCCGAUGUGGAGCUAAUCCUUCAAUUAAAAACAACGAAGGUAAAACACCUCUACAAUUAGCUAAAGAAAAGGAGCUUUCUAAUCUAAUCGAAUUGUUGGAACAUGCUAAUGCUAACAAGAAAAAUUUAUUCGAAAAUGUUAACACUGACUGGGGUCUUCCAUCGGUACCCAUGGAAGAUAUUUUAACAGAUUUUAGUGAUGAGGAUAUUAUUGAUGAAAAGUUAAUGACCAAACAAUGCUACGAAUGGUUAUUUUCUGAUGACAAUAGUAACACAAACACUGAUAUUAGACGAUUAUUUUUAAAUGGCUCAACAACUGCUGAUCUUGUUAUUAGUUCACCAAACAGAGCGUCGAGUGAGUUGACCUCAAAGCGAGAAGGUGAAGAUGAUGAUGAAGAUGAAGAAGUGUGUUUAUUUUCCUCCCUGGAUCAGUCAUUGUCCGUUGAACAUCUACCACAAUUAAAAAUUGAUUAUACUAAUCUGCCAACAAGUCACCAACCACAGUUUCAACUUCCCUCUAGUUUCAUAAAUCGUUCACGUCCAUCAAGUGCUGCUGGCAGUGAAUCACCUUUAACAUCAACAUUAACCUCAACUACAACUAAUCAAGACCUCAAACACACACCAGGUAAAGGAAAGAUAAUCUCAUUAUUUGGUAACAGUGGAAGUAUAAAAAAGAAAGCACCAAAAGCACCCAAAGUAACAACAACAACCUCUUCAAUUACCACCCCAACAACCAGUUUAGUGUCUACACGACAAGGACAAUACUCAGUUGAAGAAAAACCCAAUGAAUCACAUUCUACCUCUACUGCUAUUACCACCGCCAACCAAAAUGAAUCUCCCUCCUCUGUAGCCUCAUCCAAAUCUCCAUCUUCAUCUGAUGGUAAAAUGUCAAUUUCUCGAGCUGGACGUCUUUAUCUACACUCAAGGGCGACCAGUGAUACUAGUGCACUUAUGCAGAAAGUUACUCAGUGGAAAGAUAUUUCGGCUGAACUUGCAGUUACAUUUAAAAACGACCCUUCCUCCGAAACCAAAGCUCCAUCUUCCUUAAAACCCUCUCCAAUCAAUGUACCAUCUCCCCUUUCCACCUCACAAGCUUUAAAUCGAUCAACAACCAUUGGUCCUCCGUCGAUUAGAUCACCUCACCACGGUUACCUCUAUGGUUCGUCGGGUAAUUUAAGAGAUUUAGAGAGUAAAUUGUCGGUAAAAACUGGUACAACACCAAUUCAAACAUCCAAACAAUCAAAUCGUAGAUUAAGCAAUGGCCAAUCAAUUGAAAAACUAACUUCGAUAUCACCACCAUCAAUACAACCAACAGUGACAACAAUUGAUUCUGAACUAGUUGCACGUAGUUUACCUGUACCACCUCCAAGAAAGCAACGAACUGACAUUGCAACAGGUCGCAUUCGUAGAUGUCAAGCACUUUAUGAUUGUGAAGCUGAAAGAGAUGAUGAAUUAACAUUCAAAGAAGGUGAAAUAAUUUUAAUUUUAAGUGAAAAGACUGAUGAUGAUGACUGGAUGGAAGGAGUAGUCGAAGGUGACCCCGAUAGAAAAGGCGUUUUUCCAACUAGUUUUGUUCAACUGUUAUCCAAUUGAAAACCUUUGGAUUUAAUCUAGGAAAUUAAUCAAUCACCCGGUCGAAAAGGCAACAUAGCAACGUUCAUAUACUCAAAAAUUUCAUCAAUUCAUCUAAUUGUUAUCUUCAUUUUCCAUCAUUAACGUUAAAAAAUCAGUUCCAGAUUCUUUUAAUUACUGAAAAACCAAAACAAAUGCCACAUUCAUUGGAUUUUCCAUGUUUUAGUUACCAUUUUUAAACAAACUCUCUUUCGUAUUCGUCCAAUUUUAAUAAUUAUCAGUUGUCAUUGUUUCCUGAUUAUGCUCAACAAAAAGCGAAUCAUAAUUGCGAUAAUUUUGAUGGAACAGAUUAAUCUGCAAUAUUCAUCGCUUUUCUGGCUUGAAAUUCAAACAUCUUCUAAAAGGUGAUGAUCUAAACACAUCAAACUUUAUCCAAGCAACAACAUAAUCCCAACUAAACACAUAGUUAAUUGUGAUCAAUGGUUAUUAUUAUUUUUUGAUUUUACAAUUUGAUUACUAACUGAUUGUUAUCCGGAUAAAAUCCCGUAAAUUUUAUUUCAUUCAAUCAAGUACUUCCAGAUAAACUUGCAACAAUUUAACCUUCACCUGGAACGCACAGAAACACAACUACCCCUCCAAUUGAAUUCAGUUAAUUGUCAAAAUUAGUUGAUUUUCUGAAUAUGUUUUACUUCAUAUUAACUGUCCCAUUGCAACAGUUUAACACAAAAAAAUCAACAGGAACAAUCAGCAAAUUGACAAAUUCAAGAAACCAAAAUUUAUCACCAGUUUAAUAAUGAUUAGAUUAAUCACUUGGAGAAUUGAAAACAAUGUUGAAAUUAUUCCCAUUUAUUGUUAUUCAUUCAUAUUUAAAGAAAUCAUCACCCACCUUCAUCAUCAUAAAUCAAAAAUUAGUGUUACAAUUAUUUCAAAUUGUAUCAAAAAGGAGAAACAAUUAACAAAAACGAAGAUAGAAACGCUGAAUUAAGACACCAAGAAAAUGCGGAUCAAUAUUUCCCGCUAAUUGCAAUUGGCGAUAAACUAAUAUUUCACUUUCCCAGAUUUAUAAUUAACUCGCUCGGACAAACCUGUCUAGUCAAUCAACAAUCUUGUUAACUUCAACAAUUAUCAUUAACUCCAAUUAAUGAUGAGAUUAAACUGUAAAAUGUAUUCUCGCUGGUUUUGCUCAUCUCUCCUGCAUCUUCAAUUUUUGAUUCACAUCAUUUUUGCCUUUAGUUUUACCAUAAACUCAUCAUCAUUUUGCCUUCAUCAUCAUCUUAAUUAACAUAAUUAUCAUCUUUGAUUCUGGUGGAUAGGAAAAGGAAAUGAGAGAAAAAAAGGAAAAACCAAAACGAAACCAAUCACCAUUCAUUUCUAUGAUUAACACUAACACUUGAUUACAAUCAACAGUUACAUCUUUCUCUUGAUUUCAUUUCUUUUUCAAGGUCAUUCCGACAAAACCUUCAACUUUCACCUCGAGGUUGCAAAUUAAAUCACAAUUUAAUUUGAUUAUUUGAAACCAAGCCGUAAAUGUUUAUUUUGUCACUUCCCACCUUCAAUGUUUCAACCUUUUGCUUUAUGUUUUUGACUUUUCUCUCUCUAUCUCUCUUUCUAAUUCAAUUAUGUUGUAAUAAUUGUCAACUCAUUAAUAAUUUAAUUACAAUUCAAUUUCUCACAAUGAAAA
Panonychus citri (citrus red mite) is the source of this 5650-nucleotide messenger RNA. RefSeq names its product arfGAP with SH3 domain, ANK repeat and PH domain-containing protein-like. Gene Ontology annotation, cellular component: cytoplasm. Gene Ontology annotation, molecular function: protein binding; sequence-specific DNA binding; GTPase activator activity. The coding region runs from base 394 to 3990 and encodes 1198 amino acids. The record is from RefSeq and is a predicted model, not a curated record. The transcript is spliced from 9 exons. Lineage: Eukaryota; Metazoa; Arthropoda; Arachnida; Trombidiformes; Tetranychidae. Gene Ontology annotation, biological process: regulation of DNA-templated transcription; positive regulation of GTPase activity.